Paecilomyces variotii is the source of this 469-nucleotide messenger RNA. RefSeq lists its product as hypothetical. The transcript has 2 exons. The record is from RefSeq and is a predicted model, not a curated record. NCBI's taxonomy places the organism in Eukaryota, Fungi, Ascomycota, Eurotiomycetes, Eurotiales, Thermoascaceae. Bases 77 to 418 code for a protein of 113 amino acids.
UAUAUUUCUUCCUGUGAAAGCGGAUACAGACCCAGAACAAUUGUGCUCGUCAAGAAAUCACCACUUAUCCGAAAUCAUGCGUUCAAUCACCGCUUUCCUUAGCGGCCUUGCCGUUUUGACCUCCAAUACCGCCCUCGUUUCUGCUGCCACCUUCACCCUCUCAAACGGCAAGCUUGGGGGGUGCAUAAUUGCUAUGACCGAUGCCUGCGGUUGUACCGGCUGGGGUUAUAUCGGCGACGCAAAUUGUGAGCAAUUGAAUGAUGAGGAAACAGUCUCUGGCAUCUGUGAGAGCAAUGAUGAAACCUUGAUAAAUUUUGGACGGGUAAAUGUUCCUGUGGCUUAUGGCAACGACGACGGAAGCUGCGGCGUGGGCUGCGAUUUUGGUAGUAAAGCUGCUGGUUCCACAUGCUCAGCGUGAAGCUCGUUAUGACAAAACUAGUUUUGUGCUAAAGCUUGGGUUCGAUCUGAG